AUGUCAGUGCCCGUCGAAGUCGACAACAACGUCAUCCUCCUCCCGCAAACCAAGCAAUUAAUCGGCCUCUACAGCAUAAUCCGCGACCGGGAGACCAAGCGCGGCGACUUUGUCUUUUACUCCGAUCGAAUCAUCCGUUUGCUAGUAGAAGAAGGCUUGAACCAAUUGCCCGUUGAGGAAACAAUCAUUGAGUGCCAUGGGGGACACCGGUACAAGGGCUCGAGGUUCCUCGGCAAGAUCUGUGGUGUUUCCAUCGUGCGCGCGGGCGAGUCGAUGGAGAUGGGGUUGAGAGAUUGUUGCAGAUCGGUCCGCAUUGGCAAGAUCUUGAUUCAACGAGACGAAGAGACGGCGUUGCCCAAGUUGUUCUACGAGAAGUUGCCGGAGGAUAUAAGCGAGCGCUAUGUUUUCCUAUUGGAUCCCAUGUUGGCCACCGGUGGUUCGGCCAUGAUGGCGGUCGAGGUCUUGUUGGCGCGCGGGGUCAAGAUGGAUAGAAUCUUUUUCUUGAACUUGUUGGCUGCUCCUGAAGGUAUCAAGGCGUUCCGUGAUAGAUACCCCGACGUGAAGAUCAUCACUGGUGGAAUCGAUGAAAAAUUGGAUGAGGAUAAAUUCAUUGUUCCUGGGUUGGGCGAUUUCGGUGACAGAUAUUAUUGUAUUUAA
Lodderomyces beijingensis is the source of this 657-nucleotide messenger RNA. NCBI's taxonomy places the organism in Eukaryota, Fungi, Ascomycota, Pichiomycetes, Serinales, Debaryomycetaceae. The record is from the annotation of a GenBank genome assembly.